CUUAAUGGGAUGCGAACCAUGUAGUCGGGAAAGCAUGCCAGGACGUCACGGCGUGACCAGCAGCGUAUAGUGGAGCUGUACUGAAAACCGGCGAGGACUAUGGCAGGUUCCAGUGAUAGCACGGACGCCGAGCCGGUGGCCGGCUGGUUCCUCUCGGUCCUGUUUCUGCUGUUCAUGGGCAUCAGCAUCGCCUGGCAGAUUUUUAUCGCGCUUAUAACGUUCUUGAAUAGCUUCUACGGGGGCGCGAAGACAAUUUGGCUCACACGCCUCAAAGAGGAGGUGCUGGACGUGGGCGUUAUCUCGUUGGUGCUCGUCUUUGUGUAUCCCUACAUCGCUGGCAUCUGCGUGGACAGCACCAGCACCAGCAGCUACCCAGCCUCCGGCAGCAAGUACCCGCUGCCGCCCUCCGCGGUGCCGGCAGCCGAUGCGCCGCCGUCCCUGCCGCGCGCGCUGCUGGCCGCCGGCGCUCGGGCGCUGCUCGACGGCUCGCUCGGCCACGACGGCCACAUGGACCCAGGCCGCGGGUAUGCAGCAGCCGGCGAGGCACUUCUCACCGACGGCUUGGGCCCAGGCCCAGGCGCGGGCGCGGGCGCGGGCGUGGGCGUGGGCGCGGGCGUGGGCGUGGGCGGGCGGCGUGGGCUGGCGGAGCAGCUGGUGUCGGGGCUGGCGGUGGCGGUGCGGCGCGGCCUGGCGGGCGGCGGCAGCGCUGCCGCCUGCCCGGAGGGCCAGCAGCACCUGUUCCCCGCCGGCUCCAUCUCCAACGCGCACUACCUGCUGUUCUUUGUGGCGCUGGUGCACAUCGUGUACAGCCUGUUCACAUUCACACUCACACUGCAGCGGUUCACGUUCUGGAGCAAGUGGGAGCGGCGGGCGCGGCUGGAGGCUAUGGACGCGGCCGAGGUGCUGGAGUCGCCCGAGGACGAGGACGGCAAGCGGCGCUGCUGGGGUGUGUGCUGCACGGGGUGCUGCGCAUGCUGUGGCACCCGCAACAGCCCCCCGACUUGGUACUGCCGCCCUUUCGUGCACGGGUUGAGGUACCUGCAGGGCGGCAUCGACCGCGACCGCUACAUGGUCCUUCGCGGGCUGUUCCAGCUGCGCUCGCGGGCGCACCGCGUCAAGGCCUUUGUGGACAACCUGCACUACACCAACGUGUGCGAGAACGCCAUGGAGAUAGACAUCGCCAAGAUGGUGGCGCACGGCUGGCUGCAGGCGCUCAUCGUGGCCAUCUUCACGCUGUACCCCACAGUGGUGUAUCAGAUCCUGUGGAUCGGCGGCGCCAGCAUCUUGGUGCAGGUCAUUGUGGUGGCGAAGAUGGAGUCUGUGGUGUCCAAGGUGCUGCGCAUCGUGCGUGUGGCGGGCAGCCAGGCGGCGCCCGAGUACCACAUCGACACCGCGGCGGAGGAGUACCAGGAGCUCACCGACGCCUCCUUCGACGACGAGGAGGAGCUGCCGCCAAGCAGUAGCAGCAGCAGCAGCGCCGAGGACUGGGACGACACGCGCCAACAGCCGUCGGCGCGCCGGGCGGCGGCAGGCGCCGCCAGCUCCGGGCACAGCCGCCGCGCACUCACCAUGCGCGCGCCCGAGCCGGUGCCGCUGCCCGGCGCCGACGUCGCGGCUCGCAAGUACCAGAGCAUGGACAUGCGAGCGGCGGACUUUUCGCUGGCGUCCUCGUACCAGCACUUGCACGAGAACGGCCAACACCAUCAUCACCACAACUUCCAGCAGCACCAACAGCAGGGGCAGGGGAACGGGCAGGGGAACGGACAGCAUGCGGGCGCGACGUCGGUGCGAAAGCACUCCAGUAGGCGGCUUGAAGCGGCAGGGGCCAGUGACGGCGGCGGCGGAGGGAUGAUGUCACCGCCGGUGCAGCAGGAGCUGCCGAGCCGGCAGCGCAGCGGGGGCCCGGUGGCGGAAGCGUAUGAGGAGGGGACGCACUGCCGUCGCCGUCGGCGCAGCGGAGGCAACGCAGUCGGGUUGGAGGGGGCCGCCGCACAGGAGGCAGGUACCUCGCGGCGCCGCACGCCCAAGGGUGGGAGGCGGCGGCACGGGGCGGGGCUGGGCAGCCGGCGGCGUGCCGGGAAUCACUGUAGCUUGCCGUCGCAGGCCGACCUGGAGGCGGAGGAUGGCGGCGCGUUUGCAGAUGCCGAGGGGAUGGAGAGCUCCUGUGAUGACGACGCCCGGGCCGACGACGCGGUUGCGGGUCGCGGCGGCGACGGCGGCGGCUGCAGCAGCAGUAGCAGCUCGGCUCGUUGGUGGACGCCUGCGGGCGCGCACGGCCGCCGCCGCCAGGACCGGCCGCGGCGGCAGCGGGCAGGGCAGCCGCAGCGCUGGCAGGAGCAGCAGCAGCCGCAGCCGCAUGAAGCUCAGACCGGGCAUGCGGGUGCGGGGCCCGGGCCGGUGGCGGAGGCACGGGACCGCUCCAGCACAGACCGCGACCCCAUGGGCCGCAGCAACCCCAGCCCAGGCGCCGGCGCCGGCGGGCGCGCCUUGGCCGGCGGGCUCGCCGGCUCUGCAACCGCAGCCGCCGCCGCCGCAGCCGCCGGCGGCAUGGCCGGCACCAGCAGCUUCAAGAGCCGCAGCAUCGCCGGCGGGCUGCCUGUGGGCGGCCUCUCGGCGUCACUGGCUCUCAAGGCCUCCAACUCCGGCCGGUUGUCGGCGGCCGGCGCGGCGCCCGCCGCCGCCGCCGGGCUGCGUGUCUCGGGCGCGACGCGCGGCGCCGUCAACAGCAGUGAGCCGGGCGGCAUGCUGGACGGCGGGGUGGGCGGGGUGAUCCCGGGGCCGUCGGGCGGGGCCGACGUGUUUCGUGCCGCCCGCAACCCGCUGUACGACUUGGAGCACUUGGAUGCUGACAUGGAGCCGGAGCUGGAGGCGGCGGGCACCGGCACCGGCCUGGGGCGGGGCCCGAGCGGUGUCAUGAACCUGGAUGCGGCGCUGUGGGCGUUCACCGAGGACGGCGAGGCGCGCGCCAGCAACAGCGGCGCCACAGGCCUGGUCCGCAUGCAGCCCAGCCACUCCGCGGCCGCGGCCGCAGGCCGGCUUGGUGCCGGCGGCGGCGCCGGCAGCAACGCGUCCAGCUCGCACCCCAUGCUCGAAACCCUGGGCUCGGCGGGUCCAGGCAGCAGCCAACACAUGGGGCUGCCGCCACUGGCGCCGGCGCCCUCUCGAGGCGGCGGCGGCGGUACCGACGCGUCCGCCAAGUACGCCAACCCUUUGUUCCGUGAGGGCAGCAUGGUCAGCACGUCCUUCACCGCCGCGGCGCGCGCGGCGGCGAUGGCGGCGGCGCGCAACGUCGCCAGCAUGCGCACCACGGCGCCGCUGGAGCCCGGCGGCGGCAUUGACGCCGCCGCCGUCGCGGCGGCUGGAGGCCAGGACCCAGGUGCGGCGGCGGCGGCGGCGGAGCAGCGGCUGGCGUCUGGGCCGGCGUUAACAUGGAAGGGACCGUCGGUGUCUGGUGAGGCGGCGGCUGCGGCGGCGGCCAACGGGUCCGGCACCGCCGGCCCUCGGGGCCUAGCCAAGGUGUUCAGCCUGAAGCGGUCAGGCACAGGCGCGCGCGGACAGGCGGACGCGGGCAGUGGCAGUGGCAGCUCGGCGGCCGCUGCCGUGGCCGCAGGCGCGGCGGUGGCGGCCGCCGCGGCGGCGUCGGCAGGUGGCGGUGCGGGCCAGGAGGCGAGCAUGUCGGUGGUGAGACCCAACAGUGUUGGUGCCGCGCCGGGCGCUGUGGCGGCGGCGGCGGCGGCGGCGGCGUCCUCGCCACAGUCGCAGCGGCGUGCCACGUCCGCCACCUCCGGCCUCAGCUUUGUCCAGCAGCAGCAGCAGCAGCGAGGCGGCGCCGCCAGCCAGCGCCUGCACCACCAGCACCUCGGCGGCAUCGCCGGCAGCAGCGGCACCGGCAGCGCCAGCCAGCUUCCCGGGGCGUCCGCCACGCCGCGCGCGCUGGCGGCGGCUUAUGGCUCCGCCGGCGGCGGCCGCGUGGGCUCCGUCACUGGCCGCUACGCCUCCGUCACCGGCGGCGCCGCUGCCUUCGGCGUCCUAGGCAGCGGCAACUCCCUCACCGGCGGCGGCGUGCCGUCGACGCCGGGCGGCGGCCACGUGCCCAAAGCCGCCAUGGCGGCGUACGACGUGGGUCUGCUGAACGCGGGCGUGGGGGAGGUGGACAUGGCGCUGGUGCAGCGCAAGCUGCGGGCGCUGUUCUGGUUCCGGCGGCCGCAGAUCCUGAUCUGGAUCAGUCACGUCAACUUCCUGCAGAACAGCCUGAGCCUGACGCUGUGCAUCUACUACCUGUUCUCGUACAACACCGGGAACAGCAUCCUGCAGGUCAGCUCGCGGCUGCUGUACGUGUGGCUGCCGCUGCUGGGCGCCAACCUGCUGUUCAUGGUGUACAUGGGCUGGGUGGUGGUGCCGCUCUACACCCUCGUCUCCACCACCUGCGUGCGCAACCCGCGGGCGCUGCAGGCGCACAUCCGCCGCCACAAGAAGGCGGAGGCGGAGGAGGAGGGAGGCAUCACCGGCUUCGUGCUGGGCCUGCUGACCCGCUGCUUCAUGCGCUCGCACCACCACACCACCCGCAUGGCUGCCAAGCACGGCGGCAGCGAGACCACGGCGCUCAACAACCUCUUCAUGGCCAACCUGGCCAACCAGGCCGGAGUCAUCAUGGCCGCCGACGCACAGCUCACAAACAAAAAGCUGGGCGCUGCCGAGGCCGUGUACCGCGAGUACAUCGACAUCUGGCGGACCAAGGCGCGCAUCGCGGCGGGGCUGGAGGCGGCGCCGGAGCCAGGCGGCUUCAGGCUGCAGGCCGACGUGACGGAGUUCCGCUCCGCCUUCAACGCGCUGGACGCGGACGGCAGCAGCACCGUCACCACAGACGAGCUGUUCACACACCUGCACGUGCUGGGCACACGCGCCACCAAGACCGAGCUCAAGUCCAUGAUCAGCCAGAUCGACAACGACGGCGACAAGCGAGUGGACUUCGACGAGUUCGUGGUUUUCAUGGUGUUUUCGGUUUUUGACGACAACGGAAACAGCUGCGUUGAGAUCCCUGACAUCAAAAAGAUGUGUCGGCGCGUGAGGCUGCAGGUCACGGACGAGGAGGUGUCGGCCAUGAUGGACCUGGCGGAUCCCGACGGGGACCGCAAGAUCGGCCUGCGGCAGUUCUUCAAGCUGUUCAAGGACGUGACCAUUCCCGAGCUGGGCCCCCGCCCCGCCCACGCCGAGCUGCACGGCCUCGUGCUCCCCGCCGCCAGCAUCAGCGCCGCCGCCGGCAGCGUCCCAUCACGCAGCGCCGCCAGCCGAGCCUACCGCAACCUCGGCAGCCCACUACACGGCUCCGGCGGCUCAGUGUCUAUGGGCCCUGGCGGCGGCGGCGGUGCUGCUCGCUCGCGCUUGGCGCGCGCGACGGCAGUGGACCCGGCGGCGGAGGGAGGGUCGCCGCCGCCGCCGCGGCGGCCCGGCAGCGGCAGCCACAAGGGCCUGCGGCAGGGCGGCAGCCACAACGCGAUUGGCUCCACUGCCGGCAGCGAGAUCGCGAGCGGCAGUCCCAGUGUGAGCGGCAAGGGCGGCGGCUACUCUGCCGGGGGCCUGGCGGCGGCUGGUGCGGCUACGGCCGCGGCUUACGGCGUCAUCGGCGGCCCGGCGUACGACGGAAGCGCGCUACUGCCGGAGCAGCUGUCACCGCUGCGUCGGGACACGUUGCCGCAGCAGCAGCAGCAGCAGCAGCGGCAGCAACAGCCGACACGGGGCGCAGCGGAGAUCGUGGCGGCAAGUGCUUUCGGUGAGGAGCACGAGGACGGGCACGGCGGCGGCGGCGUGGGGACGGGGACGGGCCAUGACGGGCUGGAGCCGCAGGGCGGCAAGUACCGGCAGCUGCGUGUGUCGCUGGAGUGAAGGCUCGGGGAAAAGGCCUGGGCGCUGGGGCAUAUGGGGCCUUUUGGUGGAGGAGGGACGUUUUUGUCUCGGGUCUCGGGUCUCGGGUGUAGUAUGUGUUAAUGCCUAUUGCAUGUAAAUAGGUGGCACGCCCGCGCCCGCGCCGCGCCACCGAAUCGUGAGUUUCAUGCUGGCACAGGGCGAGUUGAUGCAAGUUGAGGGAGAACUGGGGCUAGCGAGGGGUUUCCGUUGAAAGACAGUGGGGUGUGUGUGUGGAAGGGGCGGAGCGGGCCAAGCGCACGGCGACCCGCCCCGUCCAUCACAAGGCCACGGGAUUUACUUGACAUGGAUGGCACUACCUGCUCACACUCGCGUGGCUGCCGACUGCCACGCAAACUCCUGUACGGCUGAGGGGUGUUGGGGGUGCCGUACACGAGUUAGUUGGUAGCUGUCCUAGAACCUACCUUGUGCUAGUUUUUCCUGGUACUCCGAAAAGCGCUGGGCUGCGUUCAUCCAGCGCGACCGCGCGCUCCACCGCGUCGCCAAGCAGCUCACGGGCGGCAGGGCCAAGGAGGAGGUGGUGGUGGGGUGGGGUUCGUGGGCCUUCCAGGG
Molecule: messenger RNA, 6474 nt
Organism: Chlamydomonas reinhardtii
Lineage: Eukaryota; Viridiplantae; Chlorophyta; Chlorophyceae; Chlamydomonadales; Chlamydomonadaceae
Exons: 19
Coding region: 100-5883 (1927 amino acids)
Biological process (GO): defense response
Cellular component (GO): membrane
Molecular function (GO): calcium ion binding
Source: RefSeq, a predicted model, not a curated record